Cuscuta epithymum is the source of this 1641-nucleotide messenger RNA. NCBI's taxonomy places the organism in Eukaryota, Viridiplantae, Streptophyta, Magnoliopsida, Solanales, Convolvulaceae. The record is from the annotation of a GenBank genome assembly.
GUCUCCAACAACCUCUUUGCUUUAAGAUUUAGACAUCUCUUGUACAAACAAAAAUAAAGAGCGAUUAUCUGAAAUGAGUUGCAACCCCUUCUCUCUCCCUCUCUUCUAUCAACCAACAACCAGUUGGUAAGAUAGCAUCAUCUUAGAGUUCCAUUUAACCAAUGCAUGCUGCUCUUAUUGACAAAGAUCACUGCCAUAGACAAUAUGAGAAAUUUCAUUGCAAUUUGCGUUUUAGCCAUGUUUUGUUCUUAUGCAGCUGCCUAUGAUCCUCUGGAUCCAACUGGGAAUAUCACAGUUAAAUGGGAUAUUAUGUCUUGGACACCAGAUGGCUAUGUGGCAACGGUGUCCAUAAACAAUUUGCAAAUGUAUAGACACAUACUGAGCCCGGGAUGGACACUGGGCUGGACAUGGGCCAAGAAAGAAGUGAUCUGGUCCAUGGUGGGUGCACAAACCACAGACCAAGGCGACUGCUCCAUGUUCAAAGCGGCUAUACCGCAUUGCUGCAAGAAGACCCCAAAAGUGGUAGACUUACUUCCUGGUGUUCCUUACAACCAACAAUUCUCAAACUGCUGCAAAGGUGGAGUCUUGGCUUCUUGGGGACAAGAUCCUCAGUCUUCAGUUUCUGCUUUCCAAAUCAGUGUGGGCCAAGCUGGUACUACAAACAAGACUGUCAAACUCCCUAAGAACUUCACUUUACUCGGGCCUGGACCCGGUUACACUUGCGGUCCAGCGAAGAUUGUCCCAUCAACUAAAUUUUUUACCACGGAUCUCAGACGUAACACACAGGCUCUCAUGACAUGGAAUGUAACAUGCACAUAUUCUCAAUUUCUAGCACGCAAACACCCGAGUUGUUGCGUAUCACUUUCCACUUUUUACAAUGAAACUAUCACUCCUUGCCAGCAUUGUGCUUGCGGAUGUGAAAACAAAAACAAAUGCAUCAAACAGGAUUCAAAACUCCUAAGUGUAGUAGGGAUAAACACUCCAAGAAAAGAUAAUGCGCCAUUAUUGCAGUGCACACAACACAUGUGCCCUAUUAGGGUUCAUUGGCAUGUGAAGAUCAACUACAAAGAAUACUGGCGGGUGAAAAUUUCCAUAACAAACUUCAACUAUAGGAUGAAUUACACGCUAUGGACACUCGUUGUUCAACACCCUAAUCUCAACAAUGUGACACAAGUUUUCAGCUUUGAUUACAAACCACUCGUUCCCUACGGAUCCAUCAAUGACACAGGAAUGUUCUAUGGGAUGAAGUUCUACAAUGACUUGCUAAUGGAGGCUGGGAAGUUCGGGACUGUACAGUCAGAAGUUCUUCUCCAGAAGGACAAAGACAGCUUCAGCUUCAAGCAAGGAUGGGGAUUUCCCAGGAAGGUGUACUUCAAUGGAGAUGAGUGCAUGUUGCCACCACCUGAUACUUACCCAUAUCUACCCAACUCUGCUCCAUACCAACACACACUCCUCUUCUCACCAUCGAUUUCUGCAAUUCUUUUGCUAUUCUAUGUAUUGUUUUGAUCAUAUGCCCUACCCUAUCGCUCUGGUCAACUAGAAUUUUUGAAGGUAUAAUAUACAGGCAACUUAUUUAAAGUAAUCAGAAUUUUGUACCGAAACUUAUCGAAAAUGUGCAAUUGCAUCUUUAUACGAAUAGAA